GACCUUCGACUGGCCAAAGCCCAACGUUCGCUCAUUACCAUCGCCAUUGAGAAUUGCCAACCAACUUGUACGCUCACUUGAACACAUGUUCCGCCCGCAUAUCGACUUUGCCACCGAAAUUGUUGGGAUUAUUCUUGCGCCCGAAUUGCGCUAGCCAUCUCAAUAACUUAUGGACUUGUCCCCUCGCCCAUCGAAAAUAUCACGCAUUGAUUUACGCUACAGACAUCUCGCCGAGGACGUGUCUCUCAAGGAGGAUUUUGCACAGGAACAGGAGCCGGAAAUUGUACAGGAAGAGGAGGAGCCGUUGUUAGACGACGUCGACGAACCGCUGUUGAUACGGGAGCAGAAGGGCCGAGCAGUCAUGGGACGGGCACAUCGCAUGUUCCAUCGCCGUCAGGCCCAAAAUGCACCUACAAAUGUAUUGACCAUCAUUGUGGAUGUGAUUGCCACAAUUGAUGCUAAUGGAAAUGUGAUCGGACAGGAGACAAUAACGGCUACCCCAGCACCUUCGGUGCUAGCGGUCCCUUCGGUCCCUUCUGUUCCAUCAGUCCCAUCACUACCUCCGUUUCCAAGCGACCUGACUGUACCAGCAGUACCAGCAGCACCCACUGUCUCUCUACCAUCGGUCCCUGCAUAUCCAUUCCCCUCUGGAGUACCAUCUGUUCAGAAUGCCGGACCAAGCUCGCAAGCCGUCAUAUCGUCACUUGUGCCGACAUCUGUGCUUAACUCUGGUAUGCCUACAGUAGCGUCGUCGUAUGGCCUUAAUUCCACAACAUCCAGCACCGUUUCGUCUUCAACCUUCCUAUCUACUUCGACCCUAAAUAGCACGUCAUCAUCCUCGUCAUCAUCCUCGUCAUCUUCAUCACAAUCUUCAUCAUCAACCAGAUCAUCAACCUCGCUUAUCCCCACCUCAUCAGCCGCCGCAUCCUCUGGAGCUCCGGAUGGAGGCGGGGGAGGAGGCCGCCCAGCAAACACAGCUGUACCUCCAGCUGCCACAACAGUCUCCGCUGCCAAUAGACAGGGCCCGAAUAGUGGCUCCCUGGACACACCCAAGGUAGUCGGUAGCGUCGUCGGUAGUCUUGCUGGCGCUGCUAUACUUCUAGUUUUACUGCUGCUCCUCAUCAAACGCCACAAACGCCAGCAACGCCGGGGAGCCCUUCAAUUGCCUGGAAAUGACACCGCCGAUAGCCAGCCUAUCGCGUCGUCAGGACAGCAGAUGGCAACGACAUCGACUGCUGGCCGCAGCAGCAUCGUGGGAGGAGGCGCUGCGGCCUUCUUCAAUCGGUUCUCAGGCGCAUCUAGGUCAACGGCAGACACUAGCACGACAGGUGAGAAGGGCUUCCAGCGAAUAUCCGGUCGUAAGCUCCCCUCAGCAUUCAGCGAGGGCAUGACCUCAGAACAGUUUGCUCGUGGAGAGGGUGCACUCUCUGGAUCAUCAUUCUACCGCGACGAGCAGGGCUUCUAUGGUGGUCCAGGCGUGGUGGCUGGUGCUGCCAGCAAAGAUUUUGGCAAAGAGGCUGGCGACCCUUCCAGCUCAGGCGCAAUGGGUACAAAAGAGCGAAUAAUGCCGAGCCCGGCCCGAACACCCAUCAUCCACCACCCCGAGGACGCGCCAGCUUUUGGUGCUAGCCGAAAUGGAGGGGGUACCCCUUUCAGCCCUCCUCACAGCCCAAACCCGGACACAAUUCCAAGAGGCACCCUGGGAAGGAGCCAUCCCUCCCUCGAUGGAUCGAGAGGAUCUCGGUUCACGGAAGAUGUAUGAUGAUCUGAUAUUCCUGUCCGGUUGUAUCUAUAGCCUGUCCUUUCGGCGUCAUUUCUUUUGACGAGAUCCGCCGACGCGAGCGAAGACAUGCACGUGCACAAGCUUCCGCGUUUCUUUUUCUUUCCUUUUCAAGGCCUAUCUGGCGGGCUCCCUUGUAUACCCGGGAGUUAAAAUUGGCGGCCGGAAAACGCCUGGAUCUCUUGCACAAAG
Molecule: messenger RNA, 1972 nt
Organism: Lindgomyces ingoldianus
Lineage: Eukaryota; Fungi; Ascomycota; Dothideomycetes; Pleosporales; Lindgomycetaceae
Exons: 2
Coding region: 170-1762 (530 amino acids)
Source: RefSeq, a predicted model, not a curated record